AUGACUGACAAGGGUGAGCCAGAAAUUGAUGUGAUUAAUUAUUUACAAGCACUCCAAGAAGAUUUUGAUAGUCUCUUUAAAAAUAUUAAUCAUACGACUGAAUUGACAACAAAGAGGAAAUGGAGCGAUGAUGAUGAUUCUAUAUCUACAGUUGAAAACAACUUACUGAAUAAUCAUGUACAAGGGUUAACGCCAGAUAAAAACGAAACCAAGAAGUCAGUUGAAAAUGAAUAUUUUGUUGCCGUUGACAAAAUUGAGACGGAAGCUUCCCAAUCAACAAUCAAUAUUAUUGAAUCCGAAUCAUCGACAAACUCACCCCCUCCUACAUCACAACAUCUCUUUGUUUCUUAUCAAUCAUCUCCUAUUUCCUUUCGAUCCGAUUCGUUCGAUGAUACUUCUACCUUUUCAACAGCAAACAGUUUCGUUAUUGAUGAAAUAAACCAUUCGGCAGCAACAACGCUAACUUCCUUUAUCGAGGCAAUAGAAUCGACAAUUCUUGAAGCCUAUAAAAGCCUCAGAAGGUCUGUAAAAAUCGUAUUCUUUGCUAAUGGUAGGACUCCAAUACUUUAUUAUGGUUAUACUUCAACAUCAGCCACCAUCACAUAUGAAGAUCAGAAAAUUAAAUACAUGAAAUUUGCUGAUAAUGGAUAUGAAAUUUUGGGUGAAUAUUAUUCAGAGAUUAUAAAUCAUUUUAUUCAUACUUUUUCAAGUUCAAAGGGAGAAAUCGGUGGUAAUUAUGAAAAAAGGUGGAUAGAAAUAGUCGAAUUUAUAGAUAAAGAUAAGGUUUUGGAACUUGCUCGUUUUAAAAAGAGAAAAAUAGAAUAUUGA
Messenger RNA from Cetraspora pellucida, 828 nucleotides. Lineage: Eukaryota; Fungi; Glomeromycota; Glomeromycetes; Diversisporales; Gigasporaceae. The record is from the annotation of a GenBank genome assembly.